Molecule: messenger RNA, 1896 nt
Organism: Eruca vesicaria subsp. sativa (arugula)
Lineage: Eukaryota; Viridiplantae; Streptophyta; Magnoliopsida; Brassicales; Brassicaceae
Source: the annotation of a GenBank genome assembly
AUGAAUAACCGCACUUCCUCAAACCAAAACCGACGGUUACAACAACGUCGCCAAGUAAUCCACGUGUCACCAGACGAGACAGCUCUCCGAGUCGUCUGCCACGCGUCGUUAAUCGGCGGCAUAAUCGGAUCAAACGGCCACAUCGUCUCCAACCUCCGCCGCGAGACCUCCACCAAAAUCCACUGCGAGUCUCCGUCCCACGGCUCCGACCACUGGAUCGUGUUCAUCGUCGGCUCAACCGCCGUCAACAAAAGCUUCCUCUUAACGGACAGAGUCGGAGAUUACGUCUCCGGCGGCGGUGGCGGCGGGGGAGAGGAAGGUAAGGGUUGGGUGACUUGCGAGGUCUCCGCUGCUCAGACGGCGUUGAUUAGGGUUUUGGAGAGGUCGUGGGCGGUUUUGGGGAGGAAGGACGGCGGCGGAGCGGUGGAGGAGGAGGGAGAGGCGUAUUGUGGGAUACUUGCUGAUAGGAAUCAGAUUGGUGCUGUGUUGGGGUUGGGUGGGAAGAAUGUUGAGUGGAUGAGGAGAAACUCUGGUGCUAUGAUUAGGGUUUUGCCUCCUCCUAGUUGUGGUGGUAGUAAUGAUGAGUUGAUUCAGAUUACAGGUGAUGUCUUAGCUGUGAAGAAGGCACUUGUUAUGGUAUCAACAUUUCUUCAAAACACUCAACCUCUCAAUGGUUACACACCGCCACUUUGCAGCAAACCUUACGAGCCAUCUACCAACGGAAGCUCAGAGGAUCCGCACUCUGAGUUUUUCCCGAACCUGCGCUCUUCUUCUUCGUUGCCUAAUGCCUCAGAAGCUGCUGCAUUUACUAGUCAUUCACCAUCACGAUAUCAAGAAGGAAACAUUUUUCAGGGCUCCAAAGAUACAGAUAAGAAGGUUGUGUAUAAAAUAAUCUGCACAAGUCUUGCAGCUGGAGGCAUUAUUGGGAAACAAGGAACAAGUAUCAGAGCUCUGCAGAAUGAAACAGGUGCUUCUAUCUCGAUUGGAGCUCCGUUAAAAGUAUCCGGUGAACGUGUUGUUACCAUCUCCGCACGUGAGAGCCUCGAGUCACGGUUCUCUCAGGCACAAAAAGCUCUGGUUCUUGUAUUUACAAGAUCUGUUGAGAUUGAUGUUGGAAAAGGUCUGUUCCCGGGUGCUUUAGUGAAAGCUAAGCUAUUGGUACCGUCACAGUUUGGUAAUGACUUGAUUGGAAACAGAGAAGAUGGUAUUGAUGUACACAUUUCAGUAGGUGACCAGACUCUGGACUGUAUCUCAGAAAAUGAAAUGGUAAUAGAGAUUAUGGGAGAGUAUAGGCAUGUACAGAAGGCGUUGUCUCAUGUUUCUUCUAAAUUAAGGGAGAACCUAUUGCCAAAGAAGGACGUGGAAGAAAUGAGAGCUAGAGUUAGUAAUCAAUACGAAAAUGGAGUAGCAAAUUAUAAUCUGCAACCACCACAACAGAACGCAGUGAGAGGCGAUUCUCUGUCCGUAUCAGAUGGUGAACAAGACGUGAAGAUGGUCAGAAGCGGUACAGAAGUAAUGAAUUGUGACUUGAUGCACACAGAGGCAGUAAAUGAAGUCAACGGCUUUACACCAAGCUUGCUGGAGAAUGACUUGACACAAGGAAUGAAACUUCUUGAACUUUCUAGCAACGGAGACAUCUCUUUUUUACCACCACAACGAAGUAAAGGUGUAUCUUUGAGAUACGUUACAUUGGAGCUAGCUGUGGAGAAGGAUGCUCUUGCUGCACUUAACGGAAGAGAUGGCGGCGGUCUAGAUAAUCUACAACAGAUUUCAGGAGCCAAAGUGGAUGUGAAGGAUGCUCCUACAGAAGUUGAAACGAUGUUGUUACUCUCUGGGAAUCCUGAGCAAGCCCGCACAGCCAUGUCUUUGAUCGUUUCAAUCCUUGCUGAUCAUUGA